Phytophthora infestans T30-4 is the source of this 1460-nucleotide messenger RNA. RefSeq lists its product as uncharacterized. Gene Ontology annotation, molecular function: mRNA binding. Gene Ontology annotation, cellular component: cytoplasm; nucleolus. Lineage: Eukaryota; Oomycota; Peronosporomycetes; Peronosporales; Peronosporaceae. The record is from RefSeq and is a predicted model, not a curated record. The coding region runs from base 25 to 1386 and encodes 453 amino acids. The transcript is spliced from 6 exons. Gene Ontology annotation, biological process: nuclear-transcribed mRNA catabolic process, nonsense-mediated decay; positive regulation of translation.
GCUUGUUGUGCAGCUCCAGCCAUCAUGCCGCCGCCACCUCGCCGCGGCUCUGGCAAAAGCCGCGGACGCGGGGGUCGCGGAAGUGACCGCUAUCGCAGCAGCAGCCACAGAAAUGGAAGCGAAAGCUCCAACGCGAAGCCUAAGAAGCGCGAGCGAGGGAGCAGUGGCAACAAGCGCGGUGGGGGCCGGGGUGGCGGUGGGUCGUCCACUUCUUCGUCGUCGUCCGCUGCCACGUCCGCGAGGCCCGCACGUGCCAUAACGAUGGUACUGAAGAAGCUGGUGGUGCGCAACAUACCCCCAACGGCUUCGGAACAGGAAGCGCGUGAACUAAUGCAGGCGCAUGGGGUGAAGAACGAGUUGAUCUGGCGCUUCGUGCCUGGCCGCCAGCGCAGCAACAACCGCCCACCAACUCCUGCACGUCUCUACGUGGACAUGAAAAAGGAGCCGGAAAGGGCGCGUAAGCUCAUUGCGUCACUACACGGACAAUUCUUCUACCCAGAUACCAAGGACAAAGAAGGCACCAAGCCGCUGGACGUUGAGUUCGCCCCUUUCCAGAAAAUCCCACGCGAAAAGCAGCGCAAGGACGUGAAAGUUGGGACGAUAGACUGUGAUCCAGAGUACCUUGCGUUCCUGGAGGAGCUGGCCAAACCGAAAGACAAACUCCCAAGUGCUGAGGCACUUGUGGAUAUGGCAGAAGGUGAGACGCUGGAGAAGCCUGUGGCGGCGUUGGUUAAGUACCUGAACGAGCGAAAGUCUCACAACCGUGACAAGUGCAGGGGAAAAUCUGGUGGCAAGUCAGCUGACAAGAAUGGGCAUAGAGUGAAGGGAAAGAAAGACGGAUCGAAGCCAAAAGCGGCGAAAGAUAAGGUGAAAUCUUCAAAGGAUCGUCAGAAGAAAGGCACUGGCGACGCGGCUAGAGCCCAAGUUUUCUUAGAUCCUAAAAGCCGCAAGCCGCGCGGAAGAUCAUCAUCGAAGAAGGAGUCAACCAAGCCAGAUUCAUUACUGAAAGCUGAGCCUAACCAGCCUGGAGUACUCUGCAUCAUGACCCCAAAAUCUGCUUCUACGGCCAACGAUUCUAUUCCUGCUCCCGCUGCCAAGGCGAACGGGACUUCUCCGUCACUGGAUACUUCGUUGGCACGCGGAUCUGAGAAGUGUGGCUCCAAAGGUGGAAAGAAAAAUGCCGGUCGUGGACGAAACAAUCCCAAAAAAGGUAAAGAUGGCGGCGAUGGAGCAGACGGUGAAGGUUUCACGAAGGCUGACUCAAAGCCUUCUCAUUCACGCGGUAAGGGUGAAAACGCUGGCAAGAAGGAGUCAAUCAAUAAGGGAGAACGGAAAGUAUUUGCGCCGAAGGAUGCCACUGCGCAAGGUACACCUGCCGAGAGUUGAUGCUUGCAAGAUCCGAUCCAAGCACAGCGUCAGUCAGCAAUAGUGGAGGUGUCAUGCUAAAGGUUACAGCAUAA